CGCACACACACACACACACACAAACAGGAACGAGACAUUCAUGGACCAGAGAGGAGAACAUGGAACUGUUGAUGUUACUAUACAAGCAGUAAGAGGGGAUCUAUGGAAUUGCCAAGAAAGAUGAUUUUUUUCAUUCGGUAAAGAACAAAAACGAACUUUUCCAACACAAUGUUCCUGUUGAUCCUCCACUGACCACCGGGUGGCAGCGUUACGCUUUUCCUCCGCAGACGCAGACGAAGAAGAAGAAGAAGAAGAAGAAGAAGAAGAAGAAGAAGAAGAAGAAGAAAAAGAAGAAGAAGAAGAAGAAGAAGGAGAAGAAAAAGAAAACGAAGACAACGAAGAAGAAGAAAACACAAACACUUUGCGCUGAUUCGCUGCUGAGGGGGCGUGCGGCUGUGACGUGCGACAGAGAGGAAAGAUGGCGGCGGUGACCAGAGGCUCGUUUACUGUUCUCCGGCGGCUGUUGACUCAACAGUACCGCGGACAAUGUUUCCGGCUGCAGAGCGUCAGAUCUCGGGCUCAGCAGCCGAUCAGCUUCUCAUGUGACACAAACGUUGGGACGAUGAGCUGCAGGAUGCUGCACACGACUGUGGCAAGUCGAGGACCAAUCGUCCAAUUCAAACUGUCGGACAUUGGAGAGGGCAUCAUGGAGGUGACGGUGAAGGAGUGGUACGUGAAGGAGGGUGAUAAAGUUUCUCAGUUCGACAGCAUUUGUGAAGUUCAGAGUGACAAGGCGUCCGUCACCAUCACCAGCCGCUAUGAUGGUGUCAUCAGAAGACUCUACUACGAUGUGGACGCCACGGCGUUAGUUGGCAAACCGCUGGUCGACAUCGAGACCGAGUCAAGUUCAGAGGUGAUCCAGGAGGAGGAUGUGGUGGAGACGCCAGCUAUGGCUCGAGAAGAACACACCCACCAGGAGAUCAAAGGUCACAAGACCCAGGCCACGCCCGCCGUGAGACGCCUCGCCAUGGAGAACAAUAUAAAGCUCAGUGAGGUGGUGGGGACAGGUAAAGAUGGACGGAUCCUGAAGGAAGACAUCCUGAACUUCUUGGCGAGGCAGACGGGAGCCAUCUUGCCUCCGACCCCGAUCCAAGAAAUCCAGACUCUGGUUCCAGCUCAGGCUGCUGACGCUGCUGCUUUCAGGCCCGCAAGCUCUCCGACCCCUGUCACGGCCCCGCCCACCACGACCAAACCCGUCUUCACCGGGAAGGACGUCACCGAGCCCCUGAAAGGUUUCCACAAGGCGAUGAUGAAGACGAUGACGGCGGCGCUGAAGAUUCCUCACUUCGGUUACUGCGACGAGGUCGACCUCAGUCGCCUCGUCGCUCUGAGAGCUGAACUCAGAUCUGUGGCUGAAGGUCGAGGGGUCAAACUGAGCUACAUGCCGUUCUUCAUCAAGGCUGCUUCCCUCUGUCUCCUCCACUUCCCCAUUCUGAAUGCUUCAGUGGACGACAGCUGCCAGAACAUCACCUACAAGGCGUCUCACAACAUCGGGCUGGCGAUGGACACCAUUCAGGGUCUGCUGGUUCCCAACGUGAAGAACGUGCAGCUGCUCAGCGUGUUGGAUGUCGCUCUGGAGCUGAACCGUCUGCAGGCGCUGGGGUCAGCUGGUCAACUGGGAACCAGCCACCUGAGCGGAGGAACCUUCACCUUGUCCAACAUCGGAUCAAUUGGGGGGACGUACGCCAAACCAGUGAUUCUCCCUCCAGAGGUCGCCAUCGGAGCUCUGGGAAAAAUCCAGGUCCUCCCUCGGUUCGACGGCGGCGGUCAGGUGGUCCCGGCUCACAUCAUGAAGGUCAGCUGGUCGGCGGAUCAUCGCGUCAUCGACGGAGCCACCAUGUGUCGCUUUUCCAACCUGUGGAGGGGGUACCUGGAGAACCCGGCCAGCAUGGUGCUGGACCUGAAGUAGACCGGGGAGGACGGAGACACGCCCACGCCUCCAACUUCCCCCCGCCGCCUUCGCUCCACCUCUCCUGAGGCCUUCACUUCGCUCGCUGUCGUUUCCUUGUUGCCUUUGAGCAAGGUGCAUGGUGAGGGGCAGAGGUCAACCUGUCAAUCAUGUUGUUUCCACGGCAACCAACCCCCUGCAGAGGUUAGAGGUCCUGGAUCAAUGAUCAAAUAUCAAUUCAUCUGCAACUACCUUCAUAAUGGAAACACUAAUUAGAAAAAUAUGUUUUAUACUAACAAUGUCAUGUAUUGUUAUGAUUAUUAAUAAUGAAUCAUGAUUGAUCGGGGACUGAUGUGCAGAACAGCUGCUGAUGGACACGACACAUCUGGACAGCAGCUGUGAGCAGCAGCAGCAGCGAACGCACCUCCUGGAUGUCUUCAGUGCCCCGGUGGCUGCUGGGUAAAAAGCCCCUGGUGUCGGUUUCUGUUACAAACUGUUAGAACGUUGUUUUCCUGCUGUGUUUGUUUUCAACGUCUACAUAAAGUUUGUUUUCUGACAUGAUGAAAUAAAGUUCAACUUUAAAGAAA
Messenger RNA from Scophthalmus maximus (turbot), 2475 nucleotides. It is a transcript of the gene dbt, whose product is annotated as dihydrolipoamide branched chain transacylase E2. Lineage: Eukaryota; Metazoa; Chordata; Actinopteri; Pleuronectiformes; Scophthalmidae. The transcript is spliced from 12 exons. The record is from RefSeq and is a predicted model, not a curated record. Bases 419 to 1909 code for a protein of 496 amino acids. Gene Ontology annotation, molecular function: lipoic acid binding; acetyltransferase activity. Gene Ontology annotation, cellular component: cytoplasm; mitochondrion.